AUGGCGUCGCUGUCGUAUGCCUCGGGCGUAAUCGCCAUCGCCACAUGGCCCGCGAGGAUUGCAUGGAAGCCCGUGGCCCUGUUCAUUAACACGAUCCUCAUCUUGCUGUCGCCUCUCGUACUCAUGGCAUCGUAUAUCAUCGUAUGCGGCCAAGCUUUCAUCGACUUCUUAGCUAGCCUCCAGCUGGCUUGCGGCGCCUGUAUCGGUAUCGUGGCUGGUCUGACCAUGUCAUGCACAUCCGGUAUAAUCACCGCAAUAUUUGGCAUGCAUGACGACAGAUCGAGGUCUCUGUCUCCGACGCCAAUGCCUUCGACGCCCUCGUCGGAACGGCCAGGAACCGGUAAGACCGAAGACUCAUCGUCCUACGAGACUGACUGGCACAUUCUCAACAAGCCGCCCCCCAAGAGGCGGAGGCGGACACCGGGACUCUGGUCGCAGACAAUUCACGAGGAGGACGAUGACGAUUCUGAGAUUUGA
This is a messenger RNA of Colletotrichum spaethianum, 477 nucleotides long. RefSeq lists its product as uncharacterized. Lineage: Eukaryota; Fungi; Ascomycota; Sordariomycetes; Glomerellales; Glomerellaceae. Bases 1 to 477 code for a protein of 158 amino acids. The transcript is spliced from 2 exons. The record is from RefSeq and is a predicted model, not a curated record.